This is a messenger RNA of Apodemus sylvaticus (European woodmouse), 3155 nucleotides long. It is a transcript of the gene Rab15, whose product is annotated as RAB15, member RAS oncogene family. Gene Ontology annotation, molecular function: GTPase activity; GTP binding. The coding region runs from base 207 to 845 and encodes 212 amino acids. Lineage: Eukaryota; Metazoa; Chordata; Mammalia; Rodentia; Muridae. Gene Ontology annotation, biological process: Rab protein signal transduction. The record is from RefSeq and is a predicted model, not a curated record. The transcript is spliced from 7 exons.
CGCGCCGCGCUCCCGCCGCAGCCGCGCUUCCCCGCGCCAGCGAGCCAGCCAGCGAGCGAGCGAGCGGGCGAGGCCAGCGCGGGGGCCGGGCCGCUUCCUUCUCGCCACCGCGGCGUCCUGGGGCGGGCUCCGGCCGCGAUGGCAGAGGCUGAGCGGGGCUGAGCCCGCAGCCGCCUGCAGCCCUCGGGCCCCCUUGAGUCCCUGCCAUGGCGAAACAGUACGAUGUGCUGUUCCGGCUCCUGCUGAUCGGGGACUCCGGAGUGGGCAAGACAUGCCUGCUGUGCCGCUUCACCGACAACGAGUUCCACUCCUCGCAUAUCUCCACCAUCGGUGUUGACUUUAAGAUGAAGACCAUCGAAGUAGACGGCAUCAAAGUGAGGAUACAAAUCUGGGACACAGCAGGGCAGGAGAGGUACCAGACCAUCACGAAGCAGUACUAUCGGCGAGCCCAGGGAAUAUUUUUAGUCUACGACAUUAGCAGUGAGCGCUCUUAUCAACAUAUCAUGAAGUGGGUCAGCGACGUGGAUGAGUAUGCUCCAGAAGGAGUCCAGAAGAUCCUCAUAGGGAACAAGGCUGAUGAAGAGCAGAAGCGGCAGGUGGGAAGGGAGCAGGGGCAGCAGCUGGCUAAGGAGUACGGCAUGGACUUCUACGAAACAAGUGCCUGCACCAACCUUAACAUUAAGGAGUCCUUCACUCGUCUGACGGAGCUGGUGCUGCAGGCCCACAGGAAAGAGCUGGAUGGUCUCCGAACAUGUGCCAGCAAUGAGCUGGCCCUGGCCGAGCUGGAGGAAGACGAAGGCAAACCUGAGGGCCCAGCAAACUCUUCAAAGACCUGCUGGUGCUGAGGGUCCUGUGUGGAACCCCCCUCCCCAAACCCCUUCCCUCAGGAGGCCCGCCAAGGCAGGGAGUCUGGGCUCUGCCCACCACUGUCCUUUCAUUUGACGAUCCUGUUGAGAACCAGUAGCUGCUACUCCCCUGCCUGGCCCUUCGGGCAGCUCUGCUGUGGCCUCAGAGCCUCUGCCCCCAGCCCCUCUAUCCUGGAGUGGUAACCUUUCAGCCUGUUUCCCAGCCACAGGCCUGCUGUGACCCUAGAAUGUGCUGUGACCAUCUCACCAGCCCAGGCUCCUGGGACAACGGUCAUGGCUGGAGUCAAGGCCACUUAAAGACUCCUUAGUGCAUCUUGUGGGCUCUGCUUUUUCUCUUCUUUCUUCUCUUUCUCCACUCCCUUCCCUCCCACAUAUUCUGCAUCCUCUGUCAUCCCGCUCUCCUCCCUUGCCUGUGUGUCUUGCUGCUAAUGCAGUUCCUUCCUUCUUUCCUUCCUGAUUCUGCCUAAGGGAAUGGACCCAGGCUCUGCCCCCCAGGGAGGACGGCUCACCCUGCUCUGGGGUGGCCUGAAGGCCAAGGGUGCUUCUUCCUCCCCUCCCCACUGCCCCUCCUUCCAUGGGCUGCCUCUCCAAUGGUCUGGGAAGGUAGAACACUGAGGUAGGAAGGGAAUACUACCAGGUGGUCCUUGAGCCUGGACUGGCCUCUUCUGCCUUUGCCUUCUGCUGGAGUUUUGGCCUUGCCUGACUGCCCAUGUGCCUCUGUGAGGAAAUGAAUCCAGAGGCGGGCACAGCGGAGAAGAAAGACGAAAAGGUGGGGUGGCAGGGGGGUUAAGUCACCUCUGCUCUCUACCUCCUACGAGGUACAGCGAGUGUACAGCCUCUUCACCUGGCCUCGUGAAGCUAAAGAUGGGGAUGAAAGUCUGAGGGCAACAAAGGGCAGGGACGCCCUGGGCUCAGAUACUGUGUAGUCAGCUGUGAGCUCCAGAGAGAGGCGAGAGGGAUUGUGAGGGGCUGGCUCCUAGAACAAGGGUUAGAACAAGAGUAGAGGGAGCCUCACAGAACAGUGAGUGCAGGGCAUCCUGUGUGCCCCAGCAGAGGUGACAAGUAAUCAAUCACUCCACUGAACCCAGCCUUUGGAAGUUAAAGGUUUCCCCCAGAGUCUGUGGACAGCAGGCCUUAGGACUCCUAAGAGAAGGGCGGGUGUGGGUGGAAAUAUGUGGUGCUGCUCUGCCUUCCAGGGCCCCCUCCCCCUUGUUCCCUUACUUCUAAGUCUGCUUGUAGCUUUGCCAACUGCUGUGUGGCUACCAAGGGAGGGAAAGAGACACCCUCCUCCAGAGUUCUAUGCUCAGGAAGUUUCUUUAACCCAGUGGUUCAAGAGUAGAUUGAAGGAGGCCCCUCAAACAAACAAACACCCCAAGCCUGGUAGGGUUCGUCCUUACAUUCCCAAGGUGGGAGGAGCUCAGGUAAGGGAAUUGUCCCAAGAUGCACUUCAUGCCUGGGGCUGGAGCCAAAGCCGAGGAAGAGCUGGGCACUGAGCAUUCGCUGACCAAGUUCCUUCCAAAUGCAGGGUACAGCUGCCAUGACAGACAGCCCACACCUCUGUAGUCCUCUAAAAAGGGAGAUGGGGGCGAAACCAAUGGGAAUUUCUCCCUGACUUAGCAAAGCAGGAAGCAAGCAGGAGAGAACAGCUCAGGAUUUCUGGAGGAGGGAAAAGGAGAGCAGGAACAGUAGUGCAUUGUUCACUAAAGAGAAACAGCGUCAGCUCGAAGACUGGACCAUGACUGGCUGAGGUGGCUUCCUUGGGGACUGACUCCUGGGUAGUAGCGAGCCCUAGGUAGACUCACACAACAGUGAGCAGACCUGCCUUCAGCCAGGGACCUGAGGAGAGCUUCUAGAGGGCACAGGCCCUAACCUGUUGCAAGUGUCACUGUCUUCUUGUCCCAGCCCCUCGAGAAAGGACUUGAUUUUCACUCCCUUGAGGAUUCCGGGAGGGAAUCUGGGGCUAGGAUUCUGAGGACUCUGUACCAUGGUCACGCCUGCCUCAGAAGUGCAACAGAAGGAAGCUGGGAUAUGAAGAGCACCUGUGCUCGCUCUCUUCUGGAGAACGCCUCACCCUAACUGCCAGUCUGGGAGGUGGCUUGGGCUGUGUCAUUGGCCUUGACUGUUCAGCAGGCUUUCCUGGCCUGUCUGCCCAUUGCCCGAGAUCAGCUCACCCUGGUACACCACCUGAGUCCCACUCUCUCCCUGUGAUGGGUGGCCUUUGUGUACUGUGUCUUGGGUCCAUUAUAUGAAUUGUGAGCAGGGUUCAUCUAUUUUAAACACAAAUGUUUA